UUCAGCCCAAUUCUAAAUAAUAUUUCCGCUCGACUUUUUUCACUUUCCGCAAUCCUCCUAUUCUAAAUGAAAAAAAAAUCGGAUUUUUUCACUUUCCGCUUUCCUCCUAUUCUGAACAAGUUCGAAAGAUUUCGAAAAUGAAAAGUAGGCAUCUCUAACGCAAGUGAAUGGCGGAAAAUUUUGACAGCCCGCGAGAAUUUAUUCACCGGUGACUUGCAAGCGAGUUUCAGCCAAAUAUGUCAAAAUCUACAAAUAAAACGCAAUUGCAAUUGCUUAUCAGCUUAAUGGAAACGCAACCCGCCAUUGCUAGAGGUUUUUUUAAAGGAGACAAAGAGGACCAGACACGAUUUUGGAAAAAAGUAGAGUUGGAGCUUAACGCGGCGGGACCACCAGUAAAAAAUAUCGUAGAGUGGAAAAAGGUAUGGUGCGACCAAAAGCGAUAUGUCCGGCAAAAGGCGUCGGAAAACGUAAAGUUGCGGAAAGGAACGGGAGGUGGCCCUAAUAUGGAGAAAAAACUGUCCCCAAGUGAAGAGGCUAUUUUUAAUUUAAUUGGGUUGGAGAAAUAUGUGGAUGGUGUCCUCGUGGAAAGAUUAGGAUUUCAGGUGGCACCUGAAGAUGCGCUUGUUAUUGACGAUGCCGAAGCUCCGUCAUUUGUUUCAGAAGUUGAGAUAUCCGACAUUAUCGAAGAGGAAAAUUUUGUAGAUAUGUUACCAACAUGGGAUGAUCUAGCUACCUUUAUUGAGCGCCGCUGCCAGACGGUGAAUAUCAUUGAAGUCAGCAGAAAGGCUGCAGCUAAAGUGGCAUCAGCUACCAAGGCACCCCUACCAUUGAAGUCUAAUACAACACUGGUGUCAUCAGUAACCAACAAUUGUUCAUUAUGCAACGAAGCUGUCCUGCAUUCACCAUUUAAAUGUGAAAAAUUUAACGCCAUCAAGUGUCCAUCCACACAUCGUUGCCAACAUUGCAAGGUGAGCCACCACACGCUUCUGCAUCGACACCAGCCUCAGAGUUUGGAGAUCACACAGCCUUCAUCAUCAACUGCGUUAAAGGCCAAUAUAGCCAGCGGUGACGUCAUCCUUGCGACUGCCCUGGUUCAACUGUAUACUAAUCGUGGUAUAAAACUAACCGUACGUGCACUGCUUGAUUCAGCAUCCCAGCUGAAUUUCGUAACGGAGCGUGUAGCUCAAAUGCUCCAAUUAGCACGCAGCAAAAUCAAUACCGAAAUAAGCGGUAUUGGGGCCUUAACAACUAAAUCAUACCAAGGUGGUUUUGUUGGUCUCCAAUCAUUGCACAAUGGAUUUUCUUCGAUGCUAGAGAUAGUCAUAUUACCAGCGAUUUCCUCGCAUCAACCCCAUAAAUUUAUAGAUGUAACAAAUUGGGGAAUAUCAAAAAACAUUAGUCUAGCUGAUCGCACGUUUAACUGCCCUGGACCAAUUGAUCUGCUUAUCGGGGCUGGGCUUUUCUUCGAUAUACUCUCGGUGGGUCAGAUUAAGUUAGACAAACAUCUUCCAUCACUACAAAAAACGCAGCUGGGCUGGAUCAUAGCUGGCACUAUUCAUUCACGACUCUUGGUAUCAUCAUCGACUCUGCUUAGUUCAUCGCCACCCCUCAUCCCUUCCAGCAUACUUACCACAACAGCGCAGCCAUCGUUAGAUAGUCUUUUAGAGAAAUUCUGGAAAAUAGAAGAUAGCUACCACUCUCGAAAGGUUGAGCGUAGGUUGGAAGAGGCCGAGUGUGAGACUUAUUUCCAAAAAACAACAUCGCGUUGCCCUGUAACAAAUAAAUUUAUUGUUCGCUUACCCUUCUCGACAAGUCCAGGUAAGCUUGGUCAUUCAUACGAAAUUACUCGUCGUAGAUUUUGGUCAGUGGAGAAGAGAUUACUCACAGACCAAGCUAUAAAAAACGAAUAUAAAGGCUUUAUGCAAGAAUAUAUUGAAUUGAAUCACAUGGCCUUAGUACAACCAUGUGAAUUAUCAUCGAAGGUUGGUACGUAUAUCCCUCAUCAUUGUGUGGUAAAACUGGAUAGUUCAACGACGGGGGUGGUAUUUGACGCAUCCUGUCGCACGUCAAAUGGGGUUUCGCUGAAUGACAUUCUUCGAAGUGGGCCUACAUUGCAAGAUGACAUAUUCACUAUUCUUCUUCGCUUCUGCACACAUCGUUUUGUAUUAAUGGCCGACAUAACCAAAAUGUAUCGGCAAAUCAUUGUGGAUGAUAGAGAUGCGAAAUAUCAAUGCAUUUUAUGGAGAAACUCACCAGAUGAGCAACUCGGCACUUACCAGUUGCGGACUGUCACUUACGGAACCAGUUGUGCCCCUUUUUUGGCAAGAAGAUGCCUUCAGCAGUUAGCAUACGACAAUGUUUCGACCCACCCGCUUGGGGCUGCAGUCACUUUACGCGACUAUUAUGUUGACAACUUAAUGACUAUCGAAGAAAUAAUGGCCAUCAAAACGGAAAUUAUCGACUUACUAGCUAGCGGAGGAUUUCCUCCUCGGAAGUUUGCGUCAAAUAACGACAACAUCAUAGCUGACAUAUCUGAAUCGGAUAAGGAAGUAAAUGUUAAUAUUGGUGACUUUUCAUACAUCAAGGCGCUAGGACUCAAGUGGUCACCUCAAGACGAUGUUUUCAUGUUUUCGUAUACGCCUUAUGAUCCACCUUCGUCGAAGGUAAGCAAACGCGUAAUUCUUUCGAAAAUUGCGAAUUUCUUCGAUCCGCUCGGAUUAUUAAAUCCAAUUAUAGUUACUUGCAAACUGUUGAUGCAAGAGCUUUGGAAGCUCAAGCUACCGUGGGAUGAAAGUGUUCCAAUGUCCAUCCACACCCAAUGGACGGACAUUUGUCAUCAGAUUACAUCGGUUAACAAAUUACGAGUGCCAAGGUUCGUACAUUUCAACGUUGAAGCCCAACUACACGCUUUUGCAGACGCAAGCACAAGGGCAUAUGGCGCAUGCAUUUACGCAGUAUCACAUUCUGGUGGGACAACGCAUGCAUCGCUUAUAUGUGCUAAAUCUAGGGUGGCACCAACCAAGGAGAUGACUCUCCCUAAAUUGGAACUCUGCGCUGCUGUUCUUCUAGCAGAGUUGGUACAAUCGGUAGCAACUGCUUUCUCUGCAGGCCCUAGCAAUAUACAUUGUUGGUCAAACUCUACCAUUGUAUUGUCGUGGAUACAGGGUGAACCAACACGAUGGACAACAUUCGUUGCCAAUAGGGUGAUCAAAAUCCAGCAGCUUACAGCAAACUACACUUGGCAUCAUGUGCCCUCAGAGGAGAAUCCCGCAGACAUAGUAUCACGUGGAGCCAAGGUGCAUGAUCUCAUCGGCAAUAAUCUCUGGUUCCACGGGCCAAUUUUUGUGCAGCAGGCAGAAUCGAGGUGGCCCGAAAAUCCAAUGAAUAAUAUGGAAACGUUGCCAGAGCGGCCCAAAAAACAUCACGCUCUCCUGGCAGCGCAGUCAGAAGACAUAAUUGCAAGUCAUAAAUAUGCCAACAACUACUAUAAACUUCUUCGCAUCGUCGCUUAUGUUCAGCGCUUCAUAUCACGCCUUCGUCGUUCACCAACUAUGCACUCGGGGUCAAUUGCCGCAGAAGAGUUGGAUGCCGCCUUAAUGCUCGUUUGUCAGUAUAUACAAAGACAAUCGUUUGCUGCUGAAUAUAAGGAUUUGCAGGAAGGUCGAGUCUCUCCACUAAAAGAUGAAGAGAUACAAAGGUUUAUGAAUUCUCUAAAUGAUGAGGAUCUUAGCACGGAUGAAGGUGAAAUCAGCGAUUUUGAUGAUGAUAGUGUCUGCAAUCCAAGCUAUGUUCUUUCAUCAGAAGAUGAAGCACAGAUUGAUGAAUAUAUGGGUGAAUUGGUUCGAGCACCAUCAGUAUUCAUGUCAUAUGCUAUUGAUACAUCGUUCAACAUGAUCAAAUUUAGUGAUGCCAAUGAAAUUAGUGCAUCUGCAGUGGAAUUACGGCGUUCCUCACCUAUAGCUAGCUGUUCGUUUAAUGUGACCGCUGAUGUAGGGGCAGAGAACGAACAUAUUGCACGACCUGAGAUUGAAGUUCGAAAAGAACUACGAAAGAUUCGACUAUCAAAGCGGCCCCGAUCUCCAUUACCAGAGCUAGAUGCUAUCGGGCUGGAAUCAACGCGAAUAAUGGUGGCUUCAUUGGUUCCAGUUAUUCUGAUUUGAAUCAUGGCAAUCCUGAAUUGAAAAAAAUUAUUUGGAAGAACAAAGAUAUGCAGCUUCAUAAAAAUCAAAUUGU
Messenger RNA from Rhagoletis zephyria (snowberry fruit fly), 4233 nucleotides. RefSeq lists its product as uncharacterized. The record is from RefSeq and is a predicted model, not a curated record. Lineage: Eukaryota; Metazoa; Arthropoda; Insecta; Diptera; Tephritidae.